ACGCAUCAACUGCGGCGAGGGGCGGAGACGCGCCUCCCUCUCUCCCUCCCUUCUUCUCUCUGCCCGCGCGAGCCAGGCGCGCCCCCGAGCGUCCUCUCAGCCGCUGACUCCCGAGCCCGCUGAGUGGAGAGCGUCGCGCGAGAGAAGCAAAUCUGGAUGAAAGGUCUUUGGGAGAGACAAUGAACUACUGCUAGGCAGUCCAUUCUGCUGUUUUUUCUAAUUAAUACCUGAAGCUUGAGGCACCAGGAGUCAUGUCAGACUGGCUGCUCAUUGGAUUGUUCUUGGCACUGGUUGUUCUUCUGCUGCUGACGAUCUUUGGUUUUGCUGUGUAUUCGGGACUCUUUGCAGAAGUGGUUGUCAGCGCUGGCUUGCCCCCAGUUGGGAACAUCACUGUAGCAUACAAAUUUCAGAUUGGACCAUAUGGUGAUAGUGGAAGACUGUUCACAGAGAGCUGCAGCAUCUCUCCAAAGUUGUGGUCCAUUGCUGUGUACUAUGACAAUCCUCACACAGUGGAUCCAGAGAAAUGCCGUUAUGCUGUGGGUCGUGUUCUGAGUGAAGGAGAAGAGAAGCCAUCUGAGGAAGUGGUCCGCAUGUUCUUGAAGUAUGGUUUCAAGAUUAUCAGCUUCCCAGCCCCUAGCCAUGUAGUCAUGGCAACCUUCCCCUACACAACUCCUCUGUCCAUCCAUCUGGCCGUGAACCGUGUCCACACAUGCCUUGACACAUAUAUCAAGGAGAGGAAGCUCUGCGCCCAUCCCAGAUUGGAGAUCUACAAAGGCGACCAGAUUUAUUUUGUGUGCCCCCUUGCUCGUCAAGGAGACUUCUAUGUGCCUGAAAUGAAAGAGCUGGAGAAAAAAAACAGAGCAGCAGCAGAGGUUGAAGAUGCUCAAACAGAUAUAACAGGAGCCGACACUUUGAGUGAGACCAGCUCUAUCAGCAUGGAAGCCACAACCGACAGUAGAGAGACUUCAGUGGCCACCUCGGUGUUGUCCCCGUACAUGUCUGGCCACGGCCGUGAAGAAAUAGACAAUCGGAGUGAGCAUAGUUACAGUGAAUCUGGAGCCAGUGGCUCCUCCUUUGAGGAACUGGACUUGGAAGGCAAUGGUGAAGGAGCAGAAGGUUUGACUUCUGACCUUGGCUCUGCUGAGGACCAGGACGUCACUAAGGGCAAGUGGACCAAGGAGUCUAUUGCCCUAGAAAAAGAAAAGGACGAAGAAUAAAGCCAUCUUUUGACUCAUGUAUCUUAGGGAUUGGAAAGAGAAAGUGAUCAUCUCUCUUAUUUUCUGUCCAGUCAAAAGAUUUUGUUCACUGAUUCAUAUUGAGACCGAUCCUACUUUUUGUCUACAGCCAGAUAUUUUGAGGUAUGAUAAAGGAAGAGAGAUGACAUCUGAGGCAACCAUGUUUGGUUGCCACUAUCCUCUAUCCGGGUUUAAGGGUGUGUGUAUGUGUGUGUGUGUAUAUAUAUACACACACACACACACAUACACACACACAUGCAGUAACAGGAAACUGAGAGUGGAAUGGCAUGGAAUGGUGGUGGGGGUCUCUUCUAUUGAACAGUAUAUUGUAUUGAACAUAGUGAGUGAAAGAGAGAGUGAGAGUAAAUGUAUGACCAUGCAAGGAGCACUAUAGAUAGACUGGUACAAUACAUUUGUGUACAAAUUCUUUCCUCUUCUCUCUCUUAUCCCAUACGUCUCAUACUUGCUCCCUUUUUUAUAACUUGCACACAUUGACUGGCAUUACAUUCAUUAAUAUCAAAGAGAAGUAAUUAUAUUUGGCACUGGAAAAAUGUAGUGCAAACCAUUAAUCCUUAAACUGACAUCUGUGCUUUCCUAAUCAGUUAUACAAUUAAGUUUCCCUUUGAAAUCUGAAGGUUUGCAAGCAGAACGACUGCAACACCAACCACUUGCCUCUGUUGCCUUUCCUAUUAUUCCUUACUUCAUCCUGCAAUCACCUUCACUUUCCCUCUUUUGGAUUGAAUGUUCAUGGAAUAAACCAAGUUCAUUGUAGUUUUAGUAAUUGUACAUAUUCACAUUUGUUAGUCUAUCUCUGGAAACUGAGCUUGAGAUGUUUCCAGGUUAUCUUUUGAUGUAAAAGAGUCCAUUUGAAAGAAAUCAAUACUGUUGACAUUGAUAAUGUCAUGUUCCUGUAAUCUUGUCAAAAAGCGGUGGCGACUCAGCAAUAUUGUAGCAUAAUAGAUACAGUAGCAAUGAUGCUACUAAGCCUGUCCAGUCCCGGAACCCAGAGAUUGUAUGGUAGUUAAAUACAUGUGAGCUUAACAUAUCCAGAAUAGACCAGAUAGGUAUGAUAUAUGAGUAUAGUGGUAACGGAAAUGGAUUUCAUAUAAACAGAAAUGAUGUAUAUGACAUAUAUGCACUAUGUACAUGUCUCUCUAAUCAUUGCACAAGGAUGUAUUCUGAAGCUCCUUGCACAAUGUUCCCUAUCCUUCCCCUGCAUGCCUGCUGCAAAGUGCAGGCUCCCCUAGCUGAGGGAAAGUGCCGAGUGCCCAAGAACAAUUUGGCUGCAGGGAUGUUGUAGGUUUUUCGGGCUAUAUGGCCAUGGUCUAGAGGCAUUCUCCCCUCAAUUUGGCUGCAGCUGUACAAAAAAGAGGACCCAUCUCUUUCCUAGAUCUCCAGCAUCCUUGCCACAGAUCCAGUAUACGUGACCUGGGAGAAAGGUAACUGCUUUUUGCUGCCAGCUACUAAAGAGGCAGCUCAGUGCUUCCUAAGGUCUCACACUCUUCAUAGAUUACUAAAUGGCCAAAGCAGUGUGUAUCUGUCCAGUUAGUUGCACUCCCUGCAGGGCUAAAGUGAGCAGGCAGUGGAAGAGCUCAGUGAAAAGGCUACAUCCAAGUUCUGGAAGGUGAACGAGCUCCGACUUGCUAGAGAGGUAAAAAAAUACUAAAAGCCAGGGAAGAGAGGGGGUGUCAUGUCUGUAACAAAAGGAAGAACAAGGAAAUUGUAGGACAUACAAGUGGUGGCAAAAUGUUAACACCUUCGUUGCCUCAGUCUUCUCCCAAAAGUUUAACAGUAUUCAACUUGGGGAGGAUGGACACAGUAGGGGAAAUGCAGUGCAGAAUAGGUAAAUAAUAAUCUGGCUUAAGUAAGUGAAUUCAGGUCUCCAGGGCCAGAUGAACUACAUCCAAAGAUAUUAAAAGCAGUGGCAGAAGUCAUUUCAGAACCACUGGCAAUAAUCUUUUGAGAAUUCCUGGGGAACAAGAAAAGUUCCAGCAGACCGGAAGAAGGCAAAUGUUGUCCCCAUCUUCAAAAUGACCAAAAAAAGAGAACCCAAACAGUCAGCUGGCAUCAAUGUCAGGAAAGGUUCUGGAGCAGAACAUUAAAGUGGCAGUCUGUAAGCACUUACAAAGGAAUGCUAUACUCACAAAAAGUCAAUGUGGGUUUCUCAAAAAACAAGUCAUGCCAGACUUAUCUCUCAGUUUUGACAGAGCUACAAGAUUGUAGAUGAAGGGAAUGCUGUGGAUUUAGCAUAUCUUGAUUUCAUUGAUGCCUUUAACAAGGUUACUCGUGACAUUUUUACAAAGAAGCUAAUAAAAUAUGGGCUAAACAAUGCUAUGCUUAGGUGCAUUUGUAAUUGUUUGAGCGACAGAACCCAAAAGGUGGUCACUAAUGGUUUCUGGAAAGAAGUGACUAGUGGUCGUGACAGAGUUCUGUCCUGGGCCUAGUUCUAUUCAACAUCUUUCUUAAUGACUUGGACCGAUGCUUAUCAAAUUUGCAAAUGACACCAAAUUGGAAAGGAUAGCUAAUACCCCAGAUGACAGAAUGAAAAUUCAAAAUGACCUUAAUAGAUUAGAGAACAGUUCAUUAAUUUCAACAGGGAGAAAUGCAGUACUACAUUAAGGCAAUAAAAAUAAAAUGCACAGAUAUAGAUUGGGUAACAGGGAAGGCAGCCAAAAUAAUCAAAGGUUUGAAAGCAAAACCUUAUGAGGAACAGCUGAGGGGACCUGGAUAUAUUUCGCUUGGAGAAAAGAAGGCUGAGAGGGGACGUGAUAACCAUAUGGAAAUAUUUGAAAGGAUGUCACAUUGAGGAGGGGAUAUGCAUGUUUUCUGAUGCUCUGGAGACAAGUACAUGGAGCAAAGGAUACAAACUGACAGUAACUUCCUGACAGUAAGAGCUGUUUCACAGUGGAAUAUGCUGCCUUGGUGUGUGGUGGAGUCUCUAGAGGUUUUUAAGUAGAGGCUGGUUGGUCAUCUGUCAGGGGUGGUUUGAUUGCAAUUCCUGCAUGGCAAGGUGUUGGACGGGAUGCCCCCUUUGGUCUCUUCCAACUCGAUAAUUCUAUAAUGUUACAUAGGCCACUGAACCAGAUUUCUCACUUCUGUGUCCCUAGUGAAGCUCUUCUACAAAAGAAAUCAGUUGAUAAGAAUUAUAUCAAACCAUUUAAAUCAUCUGAGCAUCACUGUUUUUGGAUUAGGCCAUCAUCAAGCCAGCAGAAAGAAUAUUUUGAUACAUGUCCAGUGGAAUUUGAAGUAGUGAAACAUUUUGGGCUUCCCAACCCUCCACACACACAUAUAUACAUUCUUGCUCCUUUUGCUUAUAUCCUCUCUGUAGAGGUCUUGAUCAAUGAUUCACUCUAUUUCUUAAUGGAUUAGGAUCCAUACAGUGGGUAAAGAAUUUCAAUGUUCAGCCACCUUCAAAUCUACUUUAUUUCAGAACAUUGACUCAGCUUGGAGGGAAAUCAAUGGGAUGCUGUGUUUGAACAUCCUCCAUCAGUGUGUGUAGUCCACGAGACUACACUUCCUCAAGCAAACACCAUUGAUUCCUUACUUUCUUCUUUGAGCCCUUGUUGCUGUGCACUAAAAAGGUUAACUUUCUCCUUCAACUUCAUGUUUUCUGAUAUUUUCAGAUAUCUGUAUUCAUGUUCCCUCAAUUUGAUUUGCCAUAACAUUCUCAUUCUCUCUCUCUCCCUCCCCCCCCCCCCCCUCUCAAUAUCUAUCUAUCUAUAUAUGUAUAUAGAUAUAUUUGGUGUCAGGAGCAACUUGAGAAACUGCAAGUUGCUUCUGGUGUGAGGGAAUUGGCCAUCUGCAAGGACGUUGCCAAGGGGACGCCCGGAUGUUUUACUAUCUCAAAGGGAGGCUUCUCUCAUGUCCCUGCAUGGGAAUCUGGAACUGACAGAUGGGAGUUCAUCCUGCUCCCUGGAUUCGAACAGCCAACCAUUCAGUCAGCAGUCCUUCUGGCACAAGGGUUUAACCCAUUGCACCACUGGGGGGGGGGGAGGAAGGGGCUCAUUCAAAUGAGCAACUACACUUCAAUAGGAGUACUCUUGAAAUUAAAGAGCCAGUGGAAGGAGAAUUUCAAAUGCCCCACUUUUGUACAACAGUGGCUUUUUGUGUGAGUAGGGCUUCCUUACCGCUAUACACUGUCAGUUUGAAAUAGAUCUUUGUGUGUGUGCACCUGUAUGUAGAAAUAGCUGCACAUGUCUGUAUUUUCCUUUGUGCAUAUGUAAUUCCCUGUUCAUUAUGUGCACAGAUCCAUAUACAUAGAUUUAUGCACUUGUUUGCUUAGGCUUAAGGCCAAAUUUAUAUGAUGCCAUGCUAAAUAUGGGUGGCAGUCAACCUAGUUUGGCCCUUAUAGUCUUUCAUUGUCUGUCUAUAUGUAUACGAAUAUACCAAACAUCCUAAUUUCUAAACAGUGAAAGCAUUAGAAUAGAGGCAAUAAAGGUAGAAGCAAUGGGAGGCAUAUAGGUAGAAUAGUAGCAUGAUUUCCCCAAGAUUUAAUUUGACAGAUAACAAAAAUAAUUUCUCUCACUUGUAAUAGACUUCUUAGGAGUUUUGUUUGUUUGUCUUUACAGAAAGCUGGAGGGAAUAUAUCUCUAAAUUUCACAAUAGCUGCUUCUUGUUUGUAAAUUCUGUGGUAAUGAAGGCAACGGUCUUGGUAUCAAAUACCUAUCCAAAUAUUAUAUAUGUGACAUGUGUGUACGUGCUUUUGCUUGCCUCUCAUUGUAUACAAACAUGUAUGCAGGCACUGUACAUACCCAUGUUUGUUGUCAUGUAAGGAUAUCCACACAUUUACCCAAAUGAAUGAAGCAUAUUUUGUAUUAUACAGGCACCAGAAAGCAGGCAUAAGGUGUAGUACCCUAUCUAAAUAGUAUCAUCUCAUGACUCAUAAGAGGGAUGGCUCCCACAUGCAAAUUGUGUAUACUUGGAUAAAUCCUUCAAGGAAAUAUCUGUCCCACAUUUGAAAAGCUUUGAUGUGAGGGACAUAACUAGCCUGGUAGUAUUACCCUAGCAUUUUUCUGGGUGUAUUCACUUUCUACAUGCUGGGAUAUUUUUGACAAGAAGGAAGUUUUUUGACAAACAAUCCCCCAUGUGCAUUUUGAUCUGCUCUGCUUGUGUGGAAAUACAGCCUGCUUCCCAGCCUGAAUGGUUUGGAGGCUGAAAUAAGAAGCAUUUUGGGAAGGGGGGUUGUUCUCUUGCUGACAGAAUAUAAACUCUACUUAGGCAUCUCUAAACAUGGACACACAUUACUGUAGUAUUUCUCACCCUUUUUCAUGAUUCUUCUCUUUUAAGAUUUAGGCUGAAAAAAUGUUUGAUUUAGGUUGCUUCUACACAGGAUUGGUUAGCCAGGUCUAAAUCUGCACUCAGAACAGCCCCAGAUUCAGCUCUUACUGCAGUGUUUCUCAACCUGUGGGUCCCUAGGUGUUUUGGCCUACAACUCCUAGAAAUCCCAGACAGUUUAUCAGCUGUUAGGAUUUCUGGGAGACGAAGGGCAAAACAUUGGGAGACCCACAGGUUAAGAACCACUGACUUGCUGCAUCUACCCAUCUGGUCUGUGCUCUGCCUUUGCUCCUGGCCAACCAUGGGGACUCCAGGCCAUCACCAGCACCUCUGCCUGCAUGAUCAGUAAGAAAUGGGAAAGGGGGUGAAUGCACCUCCAUAGUCAGGUAGGAGUACUAAUGGUGAUACUGAUAUAGUCUAUCUCUUUCUCCUGCUCUGAUCAGCACAGGGAAAGGGUGAUGAUGGCAGUGUAUUCUACCCCCCCCCCCAAAAAAACCCCCACACAUUUUGCUUAAAGCAGAGCAAAAUUGAACUGUAGCGCCAUAUAUAUAUAUAUCCCUACCAUAUUCAGUACAAGCCACUGUGCCAGAGACUGCCAGAGAUCCAUUCAUGCUGAGUGAUGUUUGGGGCCAGUGUAGACAGGUCCCGAGAGCUGGAAAAAUACCAGUGUAGAUAGAGUUGCUGUGAGUCCUUGGAGACAUUUGUGUAUAAUAUAGUAAGGUAUAAUGAUGAGGAAAGCUACAGUGCACAAUGUGACUGUCUUGAGAUGGGAAGGUAGCCCUCACCAGACAUGUGCAGGCAAUAGUAGCAGUCUACAAAAUAUUUACCCUGCCAUAAUUGUAACUAUUUAAUAAAAGUAGUGCAAAUUUUAAAAAUUGGCUGCUGAAAACAUGGAAUAAUUAUGCCUUCCAAUCAUUAGUGAUUUAAAUAUUCCAGUUAAACAUUCAAAUUAAUAAAUAAAAUGUCCUGCCUAUAGUCUUGCUGACACAGACAAUGAAUAAGAGAAGCCACCCAUAAAAAUGCUACCAAAUGUGUUUACUGUGUGUGUUAGUAUCCUCUUUGACAGAUUUGCUUUGAGUAAAACAAGGUUGAGUAUUGUGUGGCUCUCUCCCAGAAAGCACAACUCCUAGAAAUCCUUGGUACUAACUAUGCCAGAGAGGACUGCUGGGGAGCCACACAGUUCCUACCUCAGACUUCUUUAAAUCAAUACCCAUAAACCGCUCCAGAAGCAGCACUCAGACCUAGAAUCCCCUUAUUUGGAAACUCCCUCUUCUUUCCUCCAAGAGAAUGUGGAUCCUAAAUGCAUAGUGCAGCAACGGUUGUCAGUUUUUCAAAUGGCAGCAUUUUGUAAACAGAAAAUAUGAAAUCUGAGCCCACUUUCAUAAAAGACCUGGUGUUGUAUGUAGCAGUCCUUUGAGAGAAACCAUAAAGGGAUCUGCACAGUUCUUGCAGGGUAGGUGGGCCUAACCUGCCUAGGAAUGUUUCCUGUAUUGCUUCAGGCAUUCUUUCUCAUGGCCAUCUUUUCCCCAAGAAUUGAAUUACCAGGAACAUAACGGAGCCUGCUCUUAUUAGGCAGCUGCCUGACAAACUGCUCUAAGAUGUUCUGCUUGUUCAAUGGCUGGCCUGGCGUCUUAUGCUCUCUUGGUCUUUUGGCAAUCGCUGUGAUUAUAGAGGGGCCGAGUGAUGGAGUGAUGAAUAAAAUUACCAUCCAUCUGUAGUGAGAACACAUCAGAGCAUCCUGAGAACGACAAAUGUUUCAUCUCUUCCAUUCUAACCACAGCUGACACUGUUUGCUGCAACGCUAGUUACAAAUGCUUUGGUAGCCUAUACCUGGAGUAGAAUACAGAUCUCCACAAUUGACAUACAUGGGCAGAGCUAAGUAAUAAUGAUGAUGAUACUAGUAAUAAUAAUAAUAUAAUAUAAUAAUAAAACUUCAUUUAUACCCCACCACUAUCUCCAAUAGGGACUUGGGGUGUCUUACAAAGCACUCAGAGGUGCAAAACAUGCAAUAUACAGAAAGUGCAAAGACAACAACACAAAGCAACAACUACCAGCCUAAACAUCCCAAAACCUCCCUGAUUAAGUAAAGGGGGCCUGCUCUUCUAACUUCAUUUUAGAGUUGAAGCCAUCCAGGUUUCUUAACAUCUCACUUUAAUAAGUCUCAUGUCCAUUGGUGUCAUUGUCUAAUUUUCAUUAGCAUCAUCUUCUGUGUCAUUACUAACAUUCUCACUCUGUUUUAAACAGUCUGUGGUAUUUGAUCGGAAGCCCACUGAAACUCACAACAGCCUGUGAUUAGUCACCAUGAAUUUUUAGUGUUGCAUAAGAACAGUCUGGGAAUCCAGAAAUCUAAACAAUGAAUGGACAGUGCAGCGGAUUUUUUAGGCAGUAUAAAAUGUAGCCCACGGGCUUAUUUUCUUUGUUAGUGUCCAUGAACUUGAAAGUUAUGGCAGUGACGGUUUUGAUUCCUUAUAAAUGGUGUUCCGAGCAUUUUAAGAUCUGUGGCUUUUGUUAUGCUCCCCCUUUCUUUUCUUUUCUUUCCUUUCCUUUUCUUUUCUUUUCUUUUCUUUCUUUCUUUCUUUCUUUUUUUUUUUUUUGCUUUGCUUUGCUUUCAAUUUUUCAUCUAUCCGUGUGUCACAACACAUUUUCAGCCACAAAAGCAAGGAAAAUCAUCCUUCAGAGGAAAAGAAAAGCAGAGCACUCCUUACAUAUCUCAGCUGGUCUCCCACACUGCUAGUAUCAAAUUUAAAUCUAAAUGGUAUUGAGAUUCAUGACUACUAUCAAUCUUACAUUCCAUUCUAUAGGAUCUGAACUUCUAUCUCCUAUACUUGCUCUUUUCAUACCUUCAAUAUUACAUUUGAAUGCAUCCCCAGUGGCACAAUAGGUUAAACCCUUGUGCCGGAAGGUCUGCGGUUUGAAUCCAUGGAGUGGGGUAAGCUCUCGUCUGUCAGUUCCAGUUUCCCAUGCACAGACAUGAGAGAAGCCUCCCACAGGAUGGUAAAACAUCUGGGAGUACCCUGGGCAACAUCCUUGCAGACAGCCAAUUCUCUCACACCAGAAGCGACUUGCAGUUUCUCAAGUCACUCCUGACAUGAAAAAAAAAAUCAUAGUACAUAAAGGUCUUAAACAUACAGGUGUUUAAAAUCUCAUGGAUUACAUAUUGAUUAUUUGGAAAUCAUAUCUUUGGUCUGUAUUGGCUGGCCAUUCUAUAAAGCUCACAUAGUAAACAUUUUUACAGUUUAUUCACAGAAAAAUAAUUUAAAGUUAAUUUGAAUAUCUAAGAGAUCACUUUGAAAGGUGAAAAUGGUGGUUUGUACGUGUGUGUUCGUGGUUUGUGAGUGUUCAGAAAGGAUACUGUAUUUGGAUCUGAAAUCUGCAAAUUGUAAUUGAGUGAGAGCCUGCCUUGAGGAGUGAAAAAUAAUGACAACAAAGUACUUGUUAUUUGUUAAGAUAUUAGUAAAGCUGUUAGGGAAAAAAUGCUUUUUAGUUUGGUCUUGAAAUGAAAAUUCAUAUUCUGUUAUGUAUUUAAUCGAUAUUUUGGUAUAAUGUAUAAGAAGUAAAGUGAUCUAUGUGCCAGACUGGUUUAGAUAUAGGUGUUUGGAAUGGGAUGGGGUGGGAUGGAAUCCUUCUUGAAAUUAAAUAUGGCUUUCAAAAAGCAA
Messenger RNA from Anolis sagrei ordinatus, 10165 nucleotides. It is a transcript of the gene TEX264, whose product is annotated as testis expressed 264, ER-phagy receptor. Gene Ontology annotation, biological process: reticulophagy; protein-DNA covalent cross-linking repair. Gene Ontology annotation, cellular component: replication fork; endoplasmic reticulum membrane; autophagosome membrane. Lineage: Eukaryota; Metazoa; Chordata; Lepidosauria; Squamata; Anolidae. The record is from RefSeq and is a predicted model, not a curated record.